Pygocentrus nattereri (red-bellied piranha) is the source of this 4570-nucleotide messenger RNA. RefSeq names its product ubinuclein 2b (gene ubn2b). Lineage: Eukaryota; Metazoa; Chordata; Actinopteri; Characiformes; Serrasalmidae. The transcript has 16 exons. Gene Ontology annotation, cellular component: nucleus. The coding region runs from base 310 to 3972 and encodes 1220 amino acids. The record is from RefSeq and is a predicted model, not a curated record.
UAGCGCUGAUAAAAUGGCCACCACGGAUGCUGCUGGAGCCCUCAGUCUCAUGGAGGCGAAGAACAACUGAGAUUCGUAGCCAUCUGCGUCCAGGAAAGCGACUUUGGAGGCCCCGAAGGACGCCGGAUCCUCGACGGCGGGAGUUUGUGCUGUGAACUCUUCAACUUAGCUGCGUGUUGACUGGCCGGUUAGUUAGCAGCUCGGUUUAGCUUCAGCUAAAGGCUGCUGCUAGCCCGCCUGCUUAGUUACUUUAGAGAGUUUGAGGGGGGGUAACAGAGCCACCCGAGGGCAAAAGCGGUCAACCCUCCAAUGGCCGACCCCAGAAAAGUCCCUUUCGUGACUCUCGCUUCGUACAGCGCGGCUCCCGAAUCCAAGAAACGACGAAGGGAGGAGGAGAGCGAGGUCAGCCCUCACCAUCCUCACCAUCAUCACCACCUCCCGAGGGAUGGAGGGGCUGGGGCCGGGGCCGGGGCUGCUGGGUUAUUCGGGGCUGGAAAAGCCCCAGGCGGCAGCGGCAGCGGCGGCGGAGGUGGCGGCAGUGCCUCGGGAGAACCGGAGCCAACAGUGCGGCUGAGUCUCUCCCUGUCUGAGCCGAGCGACCACGGAUCUGCAGAGUUCAGCUACAGCGAGCUGAUCCAGCAGGUCAGGAAAGUUCCUCAAGGGCUCCCCCCACCCCUGGACCCCAAUGAUCCAUUUGCAGACGAAGAUCGAGAGAGACGAGAGGUCGAAGCUCUGGCCAAGAAAUUUGAGAGUAAAUAUGGGAACGCAGGGAGAAAGAAGAAGAAGGACCGCAUGCAGGACCUCAUUGACAUUGGUUAUGGCUACGACGAGACAGAUCCAUUCAUUGACAACUCUGAGGCUUAUGAUGAGCUUGUGCCUGCAUCCCUCACCACUAAGCUCGGAGGCUUUUACAUCAACACGGGUACUCUGCAGUUCAGAAAUGCCUCAGAGUCUGAGGAUGAGGAGGGCAACAAGGACGGAAACCACUUCAAGGUUCACACAGAUCUCCCCUCUCGACCAGUGGGCUUUAAAUGUCUCAGAGAUCAGACUGUAAAACAGGGAAUCCCAUUUUCAAAACUCAAGGAUGGUGAAGAGCGAGUGAUUAAAAAAAGAAAGAAGAAAGAUGGCUCUUUAGAGGAGAAGAAACCCAGAAAGAAUCGAGUACCAAAGCCGGGGGUGUCUGCUCUGAACCGGCCUGAGAAGAAGAAGAGGAAGAAGUUGAUGAAGGAUUCACUCUCAUUGGCAGCCAUGAUCCGCCGCUUCACCCGUGAGAAAGAGGAAAUGAGGAAAAAGAACCCUGUAGUGGCCGGCCCCCUUAAAGUCCCACGUGGACCCCCGAAUGCCAACAGACCCAUGCUUAACUCCAACUCUGUACCCCCAGGCAACGACCUCUCUAUGGCUGACCUCACCAACGACCCUGUGAUGUCACUACUGGGUUCAGCCAAUGACAAUGAGAUGCUGCAGGACCUGAUGGGUGAUCUGGACUUUGCGCUGCUGGACCCUACGGAGCCCUCCAGUCCAGGGCAAGGGGAGAACGGCAGUGUUGGAGCUCAGAGAGGAAGCACCCCAGGCAGGGUGCAGAGGACAGGUCUUAUGCCCCCUCCUCCACUGCCGGAUGGUCUGCCUGCCCCCCUCAUCAAACGUAUCGAGGACUUGCGAGCGGCAUCUCGACAGUUUGACAUGGAGGGAAGGAAGAAGUUCUUUACGCUGGACAUGAACAACAUCCUCUUGGAUAUUGAGCUGCAAGUUCAGGAGCAGCCGGCUGAAGUGCGCUCUGCUGUGUAUUCCCACCUUGAGGCCUUCGUUCCUUGUAACAAAGAGGCUCUGCUGAAGAGGCUGAAGAAGCUCAGUCUGAACGUGCAGGAUGAUAGGCUGAAAAAACCGCUGCUCAAACUCAAACUGGCCGUCUGCAGCGCCAUGCCUGAGCAGAUCGCUCGCUACAACAUGGACUGCAUGGCGAAAGUGGCCAAGCAGAUGUCUGAGGAUGGGGAGAAGAAUGGUUCAGAGGAUGAAGAUGAGGAGAAGCCGGGCAAACGGGUAAUGGGACCACGGAAGAAGUUUGUGUGGGAUGACAAACUCAGGGCCCUGCUGUGUAAUCUGGUCCGAGUGAAGCUGGGCUGUUAUGAAGCUGAAGGCCAAAAUUCUCCCUCUCCUGAAGACUACCUCAAAGCCUUUAUGGAGACUGAGGUGAAACCCCUCUGGCCUAAAGGCUGGAUGCAGGCCAGGAUGCUGAUUAAAGAGAGCCGCAUGGCCCACGGACACCUCACAGGAAACACGGUGAAGAAAAAGAUGGUCCCCACUCCAAAAAUGAAACCAAAACCUCAGGAUGGUGGCUGGGUCCAGCAGCCAACUGCGUCCAUGGAGACAGGUGUGCAGCAGCCUGGCCUUCUGCCCAAGCCGCCGUCCCCAUCCGAGCCCAUCUGCCUUUCGGACUCUCUGGAUGAGGAUUUGGGCGGAGCUCCAUCUCUGGACUCCAUCUCACAGGCACUGGCUCUACUCAGCAGUGCUGCUAAGGGGCUAAUUCAGUCUGACAGCCCAGUGUCCCCCGAGGGCCCUAAACCCUCCAGCCCUACGGCUCCCCAUACCUCCACAACUCCGCUCCCCAAAAAGACCAGCACCACUACUGCCCCGUCUGUGCCCGCUGCCACCGUGCCACUGCCCACGAGUAGCUCUCACUUUGUCUCUUCUCCGUCUCCCUCCAUCUCUCGUCCUGCGUCGGUGUCCAUCUCUUCUUCCCCUGCUGUUAGGAGUGAGGGAUUGGCAGGGGCGAAGGUCAGCAUGGGCGGUGUGUCUCAGGUGCAAAGACAUUCCGUUAUGACGGCCCAACGUCCUGUCGUUGCUGUUAGCAACAAGCUGAGCAUGCCUGGUACGCCGUCUCCGCCGAAACCGAGGCCGCCGCCCACUGCCUCGCCGCUACUCCCUCCUCACAAAAGCUUCAGCUCACCCGUGGGAAAAUCCCCCAUGGUCACGUCCCCGGGCCAACACAAGUCCAGCAAUAAUAAUGGCAGUAGAAUAGGAGACAUAAGCUUAUCAUCUCGGCCUCCUGUGCUCCCUACUUCUUGUGCACCGCCGUCUUCUUCCGCUUCUUCCUCAUCCUCUUCCACGCUCCUCGCUGCCAAAACGCCACAGGCCUUACAUAUACCACAGUCCAAAAAUGCCCCACAUGAGUCCUCACGCUCAGUGCCCUCUCCCUCCCCAUCUCAGCCAAAACCGCAGCAUCAACAGUCCAAUUUUAUCACCCCAAUGCAUGCUACGCUCACCAAAUCCCCCCACAGCUCCAACUCCCCCAUCCUCAAACUCACCCCUCGAGUAUCAACCCCCAGCGUGGCUACCAGCUCUCCUUCCCCCUCCCCCACCCUCAGACCGCCUACAUUACCCAGCGUGCACCAGUACUCCUCUAAAAGCCCAGGGUUUCACACGGGGUUCUCAGGUGUCAGGGCCAAUUAUAGCUCCCCUGUAGGGCAGCAAAAGAAUUCCUCUCAGGUGAACAGCGGCAACCUCACAAGCACUCCUUCCUCCAUCACGAAGCCUCCAACCAGCGCCUCGCCCGUUGUAGGCUCGGCCAAUCAUGGACAGCGGCAAAGGCCAGCAGGCAUGGCUAAUCAGGGGACUAAGACGAUGGUGUCGGUUUCCUCAGCAUCGGCCUCUCAGCUGCCACAGGUUUCAUCAUCCAGUGGAGCUCUGCUAGGCUCAGGUGCCCCAAAUUUGCCACUGGGAUUCGGGAUGCUGGGAGGGUUGGUGCCUGUUUCUCUGCCCUUCCAGUUCCCAGGCCUGCUCAACCUCCCAACUCCCACAGUUACUGCUGCAGCGGCCAAUUCUGCUAACCCCACCAGCUCAGGAUACAGUCUACCCCCCAAUUUGUUAAAGGGUCUCAUGUCAGGUGCUCAGGCUGCUCUGCCUCCUCACUUGCAACUCGCUUUCUCAGAUGUCACUCAAAGCCAGGGUGGAGACGUGAAGAGGAAGUCACUAUGACCUAUCACCCAGGAUCUGCUGGACUCUAUAGGAAAGCUCAUGUGAACUGACUCUGAUAAUGCGUGAAUCUGGGUGGCUUUCGUACUGAAAUGGACAUAACCAAGGGGCCCACCCACAUAUGCAUGGACUGCUGGCUUACCCAAUAAGAAUGGAUCAAUUUUUUUUUUUUUUUUUAUUAAUAAUAUUAUCAUUGGAAUGGAUGAUUUUUUUUUUUUUGGCUAAUGUUUACACAGACAGACCUUAAUCACUGUGGACAGGGAGGGAAAACUGUGUAUAUGUACACAAUGAGUUGAGUGAUUUGUGUGUGUUGAUUGCUGAACCACUGAGUGAAUUCCGGAUGCUUUAAUGAAUGAGGUAGCUAGAGAAUGAAUGAGUGAGUGAAUUCAUCCCUCCCUCUCUCAGGUGUAGGUCAGUGUCUCUGGUGCUGUUCCCAGUGGAAUUAUAAGCCCCUGUUGAACAAAAAUUAUUUUAUAUCCAAAUGAAAGUGGGGACUUGGGGGUGGGGGGGUGAAUUUGUAUUGUACUUGAAUUUUCAAAAUUUGUCUACUUAAGCUGAACUCCACACUAGCUAAAUAAAAAGCAUUAGUUAGUCCCAGCAA